AUGCCUAGUUUGAAGCAGUUCACGCUUUGUUUCUGGAUGAAGUCAAGUGCUGGUAAUGGUGGAACAGUUCUGAGUUACGCUGUACCGGGACAAGACAAUGAAUUGCUCUUCUUUGAUCAUACGAACAUUGAUAUGAACCUCGGUGGACAGAGCAGGUUUGUCAUGCUUUUAAUCAACCUUUAAUUGUUAGUAAAUGAGGGGUAUAUUGCCUACAAAUAUACCCCUUCAGCUGAUCAAAAUAGAGUAUUUUACCUAAUUGGAGUAUGUCUUACGUCGACCUAUUUUCAUGAACGGGCAGACACAAGCUAAAUCUGAUAAAACUUGUUCAACCAUAACAGUACGAGUCCUUGGGGAUAAAGCACAGUGAUAUAAAGAUUGCAGUGGACUAGAAGACUCGUACCCAGACCCUAUUUACGUGUUUUGGGGGUGAGAGAAGAUUGGGGGUUAGGUUGAGGCGCGCGGGGUGUCAUGUCCCUUCCCAUGAGACCCCGCGUGCGCCUCAACCUAACCCCCGAUCUUCUCUCACCCCCGACUGGGUACGAGUCUGGUGGACUAGCUACAUUUAGUGGGGGAGUGUGUAGAGGAGACUAGUUGAAUGGGGAAUUUUGGUUGACAGGCUGAACUGAAUUCAACACUAUUUUUAGACUACACACUACUUUCAAUAGUGAUAUCCUCCUGUCAUGUAACCAUUGCUUUACUAGGCCAGGAGAGAUUAAACCCUUUCCCUUUUUUCUGCACCAGGAAUACAUCGUUUCAUAGGCAUGAUACUUGAUUUUGUAAACGGCCAUAUCGAUAUUUCACGUGAUCGUGAGGCAUUUAUGUUGCUACUUGUUUCAUUUGAUUUUAUUAUAUCUUAUCUAUUAUCACAGGCUUCUAGGGAUAUCAUCAGCAAAUGAUGGCAAGUGGCAUCACAUCUGUGCCUCCUGGAGGAGCAGUGACGGGGCGUGGCAAGGCUACAAAGAUGGAACCCUGACAAACAGCAGUACAGGCUUCAAGAAAGGAUACACUAUCAAGGGGGGAGGAUCGUUGAUCCUCGGGCAGGAGCAAGAUGCAGUGGGUUCUCGGUUUGAUUCCAAUCAGGCCUUCAUUGGAACCCUGUCAAACCUCAAUCUGUGGAGCCUUAUUCUACCGGUUGAAAAGAUCAAAGAUUUGUCCAAAUCGUGCAAGCAAGAUUGGGGAGGAGACGGUGACGUAUAUAAGUGGAUUGAUUUCCUCUACGGAAUAAGAGGAGGAACCAGGAUUGUUAUGCCUUCUCCCUGUCCACGAUAAACGGGUCACAACACGUCACUGUAGGCCUUCUGCACCCCUCAUGUGAUAGCAUGCUGUUCGUGUUAAUCGUAGUAUAAUACUGACUGAAAACUUGUCAGAGUAACUUAGUUUUUGAUAGUGUUAUAAGUCUGAAAAAAAAGGAAAGAAUAAAGGCUUUAUAGCUUGUUCAGCGAGAAUUGUUUGGUUGUGUCGUACUCCUCACUUCUUGUUUUACUUAUCACAUCUUUGCUGGGUAGCCGUACAAUUUAACGGCACAUUGUUUGCGUUGAUUUCCCAUUUAUUUCCUUGCUACCUUUGGGACCUAUAUCUUGCUUCUGUUGAUAUCCAUUUAUACGAGGUUGCGCAAGUUUUUGAGGCAGUUUAAUUGAAUCCUUCUCGUAACUAGAAAAACCUGUACCGCAGAACCUCGCGAGGUCCUUGUCCUCUGUCUCUUGUUAACGGCUUCUUCUUCGCAGGGCAAAGCGAUAUUCUCUCUGCUCCACUCGGGUCUCUUGUUGACGUCUUCCCCUUAGCUGUUCACUCUGAAUUUCAAGUCGGAGUUCUCGCUCCAGAGGAGUUUCGGUGGGAAAUCUUCCCCGGCUAGGAUUUCCAGCCAUUUGGUGAAUCCAGCGUUGCUGUGCUUGCUUUUCUGUGUUAUUUGCAUGGGAAAUUUAUCGUGAUUCACCGACCGUAAACAUUGUUUCAUAGACAUGAUAGUGCGCCCUAGUCAUCGGUGGCAAAUUUCAAUGCAGUGUUGCUUGGAAACACAUUGGGCGACAUUUGGCAAACACCAAGAGAUACAAAGAUUCAUAAAAAAUGGGGCCCCCAAGUUUGCUAGUAGCUAGACCACGCGAGUUCUCGCGCUGCGCACGCUCGCGACGAGAUUAUAAAUUCGCUUUCGCGAAGGACUUUUGGCGCCUCGCUUCGCGAGGAAGUAGAGGACUGGUAUACACGGCUUAUUUAACGAGCUUCCAGAAAGAAGGCAUGAACAAUAUCAGUUUUUUUUCCACGUCUACACUCUCAAAAUAAACAGUCAAAUAUUUUUAUCUUGGUAUCCACUAAUGAUUGUUUUUUUUUUAAUUGCUCUGGCGGCUGGUGACAAUGUUAGUCAGCAAAAUCACACCCCAAGCAUCCAGUACCCAGCACCUUAUAUUUCUGGCCCCUACCCCCUUUUUUCUUGACUUCCACUUUUAAGCCCUUCUUCGAUUGCGAUUGUGGAUUUCUCUUUAUUUCUCCAACUUCCCAAGUUUUAAGAACUCCAACGGCACCUCCUGCUCAUUUAUCCCCCGCCUCCCGUCCCCUUUUCUCCCACACUCCCUUCCCCUGUCUUCCCUCACGGAGAACCACCAAAGGGUAUUGUUUAAAAUUGUUUAAAAAUUUAUUUGCCUAAAAAAGAUUCAACAACGGCUCCUUUUACUGCUCACUCACAAACGAAGGUAUAAAGAUAAUGUCUUCAGAUCUAGUGCUCGUAUUCAAAGUGUCCAAAAUAUUUAUGCAGUGGUUUCAAAGCAAACUUGAACUGUUUUUUAGAUUACAUGAUCCCUUUAUCUACUGAGAGUAUCAAGUGGCGUCAACUGUCGAGUACCAACACUCAACAGUUUAUUCAUUCCAAUCACAUCGAAAAUGACCACACCCAUUUCAGUCUCAAUUGCCAUUAGCGGUGAAGGAAAACUAAUCUCCCCCUGGAAGUCAGCCUCGUUAUCCUGUGGAAAUAUAAGUUCUAAAUUGAGUUCUGAAAGGGCCCAAUAGUCUCUAAGCUCAUGUGCAUCUUGAAAGGACUCCGGAGAUAAUCUACUCUGAGGAUUCAGUGUCUGUUUUUAAAUUGAAAAGCAAAAGCAACGGAGACCAAUUUAAACUCAGCAGUAAAUUAAUGGCUACGGAUGCUGACUUUAGUGCUGUUAACAGGUAACUUAUAAUCAGUGGGAAAAUCAUAAUAUUCACCGAUGAACAACUGAGUUAUUAGGAUUAUUACCCUGUAUUUAAUUAGGAAAGAGGGAAAAUUUAAAGUAAAUUGAAAUUUAAAGUGCCACUGAAAUCUUCAAUUUGUCGGUUGACAGAAUUUAAAAAAAUUACUAGAUGACGAAAGAGUUACAAAGUGAUUUCUUCACUUCUAAACUCACUACUUUAUAAUGAUCUGUAAUUUACACUUCUUAACGAGAAACAGACACUUAUAUUUCUUUGUAAAGUUCCGGCCAAAUUAUGUGUUUAUUUUUAUGGGAUUGAUUUCCGAGCAUUUCCUACCCUCUCGAUGCCAGAUGUCUUCUCUCUCGCCCGCGGCGAGGAGUGUAAAGAACGUAGAAUACGUUCUGCAGAAUACUGGAGAACAAGAGACGCACUAAGAGAAGGCAAACAAAGAAGAUUACCAUGAUAUGAGCUCUUCAUUUGGCUUGUGCCAGCACGCGGGUCAACUUUAUUCCUGAAACUGCAAUCUAGGAAUAACUUCACAGUUUUUAUCCGUUUUUCCACAUUUGUUUCUACCCCGUCACUAGUUUAACUUUAAAAUUUGCUGUCAAUCACUUGAAGUCAUUUUCCCGCCAAACACCGUUGAAAUCGAAAAACAAAAAUAUACGAUUGUUUGGAAUACAAAGUUCUGACUACUACCAUUCAAACGGAUAAAAACUGUCAAAGUUUUUCCUAGAUGGCAGUUUUAGGCGUAAAGCUGACCCGGCGUGCAGGGGGUCCGUUGCUCUCCGGUGUGGUUUUUUUGUACCACGUGAAUGACCACCUGCAAACGGCCUUUAAGGAAGUAGCUUAUUUACUCCAUAUAAGGGGAAUUAUUAUUCAUUCAAAAUAUUUCACCGUUUCUGAUUGGCUCAAAGCUGCCGGCUAAUUCUUCAUAACUGACGUUGACCAAUUUUGGAAGAUGCGAGCAAUAUACCAUCAAUUCGAUGGUAUUGUCGUGGAAACGAGGUUGAUCGAUAGUGAUCGAUGGUAUAUUGAUUUGGAGACGAGGUUGGAUGGGCAAUAGACCAUCCAUCAGCCUCGUUUCCAGGCGCGGCGACCCAGCCAUUUAUUCACGAGUGUACCAAGAAACGGACUGCUAUCCAAAGACGAAAUAGCUAAAUUUCUGAAUAAAACUGAACGGAAUGAAAGCAAGAAUACGCAGAACACAUUGCUCGAUGUAUGUUUUCUACUUUUCUAGGAGUAACUGUAAGAAACAAAACCUGUGUUUAUAUCCUGAAAAUGUGCCAACAAAAUAGGCCAAAUUUUAGAAGAAAGUCUACCAGGAGUUAAGCUUGUUAUAAUUAAGUGCUUUAAAAUAAUUUAAAUGAACAAUAAAACACAUCCUACUCAGCCUCAAUCAAUAAUUGCUAAACUUAUCUAAUAAUUCAUCUCAUUUUUCGGCGCUUCUGUAGACCUUACUGGUUUAAUUACGGGCUAGAGUAAUUAAUGAGAUAAGAAAAUUGAACUGAAAAUGAUUGUCAAUUCUUAUGAAUCCCCAAGAACGUCUGUAUUGAAGGCUUCAUUCUAAAAACCUUUAGUAUGGUAAAAUAUAGAUAGAACGAUGGCCUGCUUUUAAGAUUUUUGAGUUUUUCUUCCCAUAAGACUGAUUCAGAACUAUCUCAACGAACAGUCAGCCAGAUACAGUCGGACCUGUAUACGUAUUUUACAUUUGCUUGUCGAACCGUCAGCGGUGCGAGACAAUACUUGAUGACCUUGUAACAUCCCACUUCUCUGAAAAGCCUAUCUUUUUGGUUGCCUGGACCAACUUUAGGGGCAUACUUGGUGUUAAAACCUGUGAAGUUUUUCUUUGUUUUCUAGCUAUUAUGUUCCUUGGCUCUAUUGUGUUAUAUUAUCACUUGACUUUUCAGUGGCUUCUUUGUAGUAAUUGUUUUACGUGAAUAGUGAGUUUCAUAGGUUUUUACACCUGGUAUGAGCCCAAUUUUAUUAUCGCCAAGCGUUCGUGGCCUUCAAAUGCAUGACCGGUCAGUCGACUAGUUCCAUCCUUUCACCUUAACUUAUAUUCACCCUCCCUUUCAACUCUUUCAGAUACCUCCCCUAGAAAACAAUUCUUUCAAACCAGUCACCCGCCCACAAGAAAACAGAAACAACAAGAAUAGCAAAUGUGAUUUGUUUCUCACGGAAUAACAGAAAAAAUUUUUAAACUCUUUCAUCAUUAAUAUGCAUAAAAGUUGAAAGGAAAACUAAAAACUUCAAACUGCCCCUUGCGAUUUAUGUCAUAAUGCAUCAUCUUUUGCAAAAAUAUGCGAAGACCAAAGAACCUGGAGAACUAGUUUAAAAAAUUGUAUUUUUAUUUCAUUGAUCAUGAAUUCAUUUCAUAUUCCUCAAUUUUCCUUUCUGUGCUCUCUUUUCCUUUCGAUUUUCGCUUUUUCCGACUGAUUCUCUGGAACAGACUAGGUUAACUUCUAGUAAGCGCUCAUCUUUAUAAAGAAUGAUCGUGGUCAUCUUGCCCGGCCUACGUCGGCAUUGAGUUAUUUCACUGACUCUCUAAACUGUUCACAGUCCUCUAUAUUUCCGUAAGAUCAUCGAGAUCGAGCACUUUGGGAUACGGGCUGCCACGGGGGCGGUUUGGGAGGAAGCGAGAAAAAUAGAGCUAUAAUCCUCGACGCCCGCCCCCUCGGUACAUUUGAAAAUCAAGAUACCCGUGACAGUAAGACGCGGUAUAUCUAAACGAUCUCACGAAAAAAUAGGGGACUGUGAACAGUCUACUGACUCUCGGGACGGCCACUUUGUUAACGAGACAGUACCAUCGAUCAGUGAAAUGUAGGCUCAUGAUGAGUAUGGCUUGGUAUGAUCGGUAAUGUCUCUUCUUUUAAAACAAGAUGAGGUACAAAACGUUAUUUUCAUUUUUUUAUGGAUACUUCUUCUCACCAUUUUAAUUUUUUAAUUACUUAACUCUUAGGUUUGUUAAACAUUCGAACCUUUUUUAAACGGUCAGCGCCGACCGUUUAAUUAGUUAUAAUACAACUUCCGGAUUGUAAAUCAUUUAUUUAUAACGUCUAUUAAAACAUAAUAAGGAAAAGCUGAUAUUGUAUUUGAGGGUACUUACUUUUUUGCAAAUUAUUUUUUUAGAAAAAACUUAUUAUGUUAUCCUUUUCAUGAUAGAUAAGAGCGACUGUAUUUGACUUGGCCUUAUUAAAAUUCUGCCUCUUAUUAAGUGGAGGGCAAAACAGAAGGUUGUUCUAUUGUACUUUUAUUACCCCCUAAUAAUUAAACUGGACAGUAUUUAGUUCUACUUUUAUUAAGGCAAUUGCAUCAUGCUUUGAGUGGUUGGAAAACGGUGGGAUAGCAAUUCAAUAUUUCACUAAAUGUGAAUGUGGGUUGGGGAGGGUUGUUAAGAGCUCAUUUUUGACAUAAAAAAUUGCCCCACGUUUUAAAAGACUAGCUGACACUGGUUAUCAAGCAAAAGCUGUUUCAGACUGUUGAUCAGUUUAAUCAAAUAAUUUAUUUUCAUCAUCGCAAUAACUUUUUUGUAUAAUAACGUUUGCUAUUAAUAACACACUUAUUUGCGUUUAAUUGUGAAUAGCUCAUUCAAAUCACUACUAAAGACAAAAUCAUAAAAAGAUCGACACAUGUAACCGACAUUCACUACCGAAAACCCAGUGGCAGGACAAGGCGACAGGCACUGUCUCUUGAGCUGGCCGAUUCGUGGAAAAAAAAAUAGGACUCAGACGAUUGCGCUAGGGCUCAAUUCUGGUAAGUCACUGAUUACAGAAAUACGAGUUAUCUUACUUAUCACAAAUGGAUAUUUUUGCUCUUUAGAGUUCUUUUUCAAUACAAAUGAAAGAAGAAAAAUAAUGCUUCUUAUUGCACACUACCGUGAAAAUGUUGAAAUGGAGUGAAGGGCUCGAGAUCGAAAACAAAUCUGAUGCAGCCUGAAACAUGCUAAAAGAAUGUGGAAUUUCUUAGCCCCUUAUUUUUCGCCGGGUACAAUAAAAAUACAAUAAAACCAAAUUAAGAGUUAUAAAAGUUAUAACACAUAGAUCUAGCUUAUACCAUGUCAAAAUACGUAAAGAGAUCUCCAGUUCAAUGUCAAGUAGUAUUAGAACUUUGCGAGCACAUGUAAGAUUAUCGUGUAAGUCUUGGAUGAGGACAAGCCGGAUUCAUUCACCUACUAACCAUGGUAACAACCCUCAAGAGUGGCUACAUAUUAACUCUUACCAGUAAAAAGCCAUCACCUUGCACUAUACUAGUCUGUAGACGUGAAGUCAGUUUCUUGGUAUGUAGGAAUAGGUUAUAUAAUAUCUGAGGUACCGUUGGCAACUAUAGUUAAGUACUUUCCGUAUAUUUAAUCAGCAGGUUUGUUAUCACAUCCUAUUUGCAUGCAAUUUUUUAUUUUUGGUUUUCGGUUUUAAAUUCAAAGUUGAAUUAAAAUUCUUUCUUGAAAUGCAAUCGCUUUUAAAUGAAAUUUUGCUUAUUAUGCUCCUUGCAAGAUUUUCUUGCAGUUUCUAUUUUUGUUACUACAGCUAGCACCACGUGGACGUUCUAGGCAGAUCUUGACAAUUAUGCGCGGUUUGCAAGUUCUUGGCUGACAUGGCUGCUUUGAGAAAAAAAUGCCCAAUAACGAAUUGGUUUCUUUCGUUCAUGAAUUAGCCUGUGGCUCGCGCUUUAUAGCCUUCUCUUUGUCCUACCUCCGACAAGAGAACCUGUUUACAGCCUAUACUUAACAAACGAGAAGCAAACUGGAGCCGAAAUGCGCCCGCAAUUGCUUCUCAGGGAUAGUUACUGGGGAUGUGCCGGUCAGUUUUUGGCCAAUUUUUUCCCUGUCCUUAGUAACAAUCCCAGAAGUCUUUGCGACAGUUAACUAGCCCCACUUUGCUUCUCGUACCUAAAGUGGCGAAUAGCAAUUAAUCUUAAGCCUAAAAUUAUUGGUUUUGACAGGUUGAAAAAACUGGUGAUUCAUGAUGUUAGGAUUCCUGGCCUGUGUUUGGAUUUCAUCUGUUCUCUGUGGACAAGUUAACGGAUACCUUACUGAACUUGGAGGUAGGUUCUACAGAGGCUCCACUCCUUUAUUUUAAUGCUCAAAACAAGAUGAUAAAAUAGCUAAUCAAAAACCACUAUCGAGCACUAGGUAAUCUUGCGGAUAUCGGCAGCAUUGCAUCGUCACUUUCCUAAUUGUUUAUCUAAGGAAAUAAAUCAAAUCAACUUGGUGCGAUCAAUAAAUCAUGCUAACGCACGUAUUAAAUCUUGUCUGCGGCCUACAAAAAACCCAUUUCGUCACUUAUUUUAGAUUAACCUUAAAAAUAAAUCUAAGAACAUCUUUGUAUUGAUUAUAUAUGCAUGCUUACCUUAGUCCCAAGUUGAGCAUACAAGUCACUCAGUUGAUGAUUUCGUCUCUCCAUCUGGUUCACCCUCCUGAGCUAGCAUUUGCGGUCAAUUGCCAAAUGUUUAAUUGAAGUACAAAGCUGGUGAAUAUUUUCUGUUAAAUAAGAGCUGAAAUUUUUAUUUUGCUAAGAAUCAUUGCACUUACCUCAUGGUCUAAAGACCGGCAUCUUUUCCGACUCUCGAGGCUUCGACAGGCUCAGCUAUCUUCAGCAAGCGGAAAUUGCUCGGGCUGAUACUUCCAACUCCGCAUCACUACAAUCAUCAUUACAUGUUUACAAACUGAACGUUAUUAAUUGUGCGAUGGCUUUGUUUUUUCAUAUCUUUUCUUCUUUUUUCAUCAGAUUUUGCGUUUUACUUUCCGACCAAAGGCGUCAACGACUAUGUGAACAUCUGGGGCAUGCCUAGUUUGAAGCAGUUCACGCUUUGUUUCUGGAUGAAGUCAAGUGCUGGUAAUGAUGGAACAGUUUUGAGUUACGCUGUACCAGGACAACACAAUGAAUUGCUCUUCUUUGAUCAUACGAACAUUAAUAUGUACAUCGGUGGACAGGGCAGGUUUGUCAUGCUUUUAGUCAACCUUUGAUUGUUAAUAAAUGAGGGGUAUCUUGCCUACCCCUUCAACUGAUCAAAAUAGAGUAUUUUGCCUAAUUGGAGUAUGUCAUACGUCGACCUAUUUUCAUGAACAGGCAGACACAAGCUAAAUCUGAUAAAACUUGUUCAACCAUAACAGUACGAGUCCUUGGGGAUAAAGCACAGUGAUAUAAAGAUUGCAGUGGACUAGAAGACUCGUACCCAGACGCUAUUUAUGUGUUUUGGGGGUGAGAGAAGAUUGGGGGUUAGGUUGAGGCGCGCGGGGUGUCACGUCCCUCUCCUUGAGACCCGGCGUACGCCUCAACCUAACCUCCAAUCUUCUCUCACCCCCAAAACACAUAAAUAGCGACUGGGUACGAGUCUGGUGGACUAGCUACAUUUUGUUGGGGAGUGUGGAGAGGAGACUAGUUGAAUGGGAAAUUUUGGUUGAAUGGCUGAACUAAAUUCAACACUAUUUUUAGACUACACACUAUUUUUAAUAGUGAUAUCCUCCUGUUAUGUAGCCAUUGCUUUACUAGAGGGUCUCAAUGGGGUGGUGGCUUUUACGGUUAUCGGCUAAAAUUUUAGCCUUUUUACGGCUAUCGGUUAAUUUUUUUCAGUUACGGUUAACAAAAAAGUUAAAAAUUAAUUUCUUUUGUUUCAAAGAGUUAAAUAUUAUUAAACCUGUUUUUUUUUUUGUAUCUUUAAAGCAAAAUAAAGAUCUUAGGAUCAUCUCGGGAUGAAAUUUGCUAUUCUUUUGAAAAAUUUUAACAUUUGAUAGACCAUAAUUUUUAUAAAGGAUUCCACUUCUACUAUUGUUUUACACAUAGAAAUGUCCACAGUCAAUUCAAAAUUAAUCUUCGUGAAAAAGCAAAAGUAGACACGCGAACGCCCAACUCGAGGCCGGGGCGCGACAUACAUUUAUAACAGAAAUGGCCGUCUUCACACUAGAGACGGAUUAUCCGUGUGAGACGGGUUAUCCGUUUCAUAAUUAGCGUCAGAUAGGUAAUACGUCUUAAUUUGAAAAUGGAAUGGUUUUAACUUGAAUGAUCGGGAACAAUCCGUCUGACUUUAUCCGUCUGUUUAUCCGUCAAUUUUGACGGGCAGUUUGAAGAUGGAUUAUCCGUUUCAAAUAGCCUGUGUACAGCCGCCCCCUACCCUCAGAAAAAAUCGGGGAAGGGUUGUUUGUGGGGGAGGGGCCGACUGUACACAGGCUAGUCUCAGACGGAUAAUCCAUUUCUAGCUCUAGUGUGAAAACGCCCAAUAACAAAAUGCGAUCCGGAACGAUUGCGGAUUGCCUUGUCCGUAGGCCUCAUUAUUCUGCGCGGCUCAUGCGUUUCGGGUCACGUGGUCCGAGCGAGUUUUCCUCUCAGAAACGCCACCCAAUUACCUUGACCGAGAAGGCGUGGGAAGACGCCGUACAGGGGCUAGGCAUGGCAAUGUCUACCGUAGCGUCAGAGAAAAACAGGGAAUUGUUACAAGGAAUUGUUGUUUAUCGGCAAUGUGUUUAACAAACAGUGACAUCUCUGCGUGUUGUUUCACUAGUAUUUCGAGGGCACGACCUCCUGAAAAUCGCAAAUAUUAAUCCCCACCAAGAAGCCAGAUUUUCGCUAACGAAAAAAUUAGUUCCCCGAGAGAACGGCGAAAAAGGAGCCUAGAUCUAGGUCAACACCUAAAAGGCGCUUCGCUUUGACGGAGUCAUAGUAACCGUGAAAUAAAAAACGCAACCACAGGUGAGUUUAGCACCUUCCUUAAAGUUAACAAAUCUAGGGAACAAAUUCUUUUACGGUUAACUCUUUUUUUACCCUAUUUACGGCUAACGGUUAAAAUUUUUCAAUGUUUACGGCUAUCGACUAAAUUUUUGGCCGUUUUACGCCUAUCAGUUAACCCCAUUGAGACCCUCUUACUAGGCCAGGAGGGAUUAAACCCUUUCCCUUUAUUUUCCCUUUUUUCUGCACGAGGAAUACAUCAUUUCAUAGGCAUGAUACUUGAUUUUGUAAACGGCCAUCAUAAUAAACAUUCCCACACCGCCUGCGGAAAGAUCGAUAUUUCACCUGAUCGUGAGGCAUUUAUGUUGCUAUUUGUUUCAUUCGAUUUUAUUACAUCUUAUCUAUUAUCACAGGCCUCUAGGGAUAUCAUCAGCAAAUGAUGGCAAGUGGCAUCACAUCUGUGCCUCCUGGAGGAGCAGUGACGGGGCGUGGCAAGGCUACAAAGAUGGAACCCUGACAAAGAGCGGUACAGGCUUCAAGAAAGGAUACACUAUCAAGGGGGGAGGAUCGUUGACCCUCGGGCAGGAGCAAGAUGCAGUGGGAUCUCGGUUUGAUUCCAAUCAGGCCUUCAUUGGAACCCUGUCAAACCUCAAUCUGUGGAGCCUUAUUCUACCGGUUGAAAAGAUCAAAGAUUUGUCCAAAUCGUGCAAGCAAGAUUGGGGAGGAGACGGUGACGUAUAUAAGUGGAUUGAUUUCCUCUACGGAAUAAGAGGAGGAACCAGGAUUGUUAUGCCUUCUCCCUGUCCACAAUAAACGGGUCACAACACGUCACUGUAGGCCUUCUGCACCCCUCAUGUGAUAGCAUGCAGUUCGUGUUAAUCGUAGUAUAAUACUGAUUGAAAACUUGUCAGAGUAACUUAGUUGUUGAUAGUGUUAUAAGUCUGAAAAAAAAAGGAAAGAAUAAAGGCUUUAUAGCUUGUUCAGCGA
This is a messenger RNA of Porites lobata, 11798 nucleotides long. NCBI's taxonomy places the organism in Eukaryota, Metazoa, Cnidaria, Anthozoa, Scleractinia, Poritidae. The record is from the annotation of a GenBank genome assembly.